This is a messenger RNA of Lactuca sativa (garden lettuce), 1503 nucleotides long. RefSeq names its product protein FAR1-RELATED SEQUENCE 5-like. Lineage: Eukaryota; Viridiplantae; Streptophyta; Magnoliopsida; Asterales; Asteraceae. The record is from RefSeq and is a predicted model, not a curated record.
AUGUCUAGAACUUGUGGAAAAAGGUUGGACACAGAAGUGGAGUUGAAACCAUAUGUAGGGCAAGUGUUUCCUUCAUAUAAUGAAGCACUGGCAUUUUACAGAGAAUAUGCACGCAAUAGUGGGUUUGAAAUACGAAAGGCAACUACAGAGCAGUCAAAAAAGGGAGAUGGUUAUUCCCAUAGGUACAUAGUUAAUGAUGAAAAUCUUUGGGUAGUCAAAUAUUUUGAGGAGAAACACACACAUGAACUAGUUAAUCCAGAAGAUUUUGUUUUUUUGAAAAGUAACAAGAGGCUUACAUAUCAUCAGAAACAACUUGUAAAUGAUGUUUCAGAUAUAAAUAUUGGUCCGGUUAGAGCAUUCAAGAUAUUGAAGCAAACACAAGGUGGAUUUGUCAAUGUAGGGGCAACGGAAAUUGAAUGUAAGAAUUUGAAAAGGGAUAUGAUAACAUAUAUUGGUGAGAGUGAUGCGGACAUGGUAAUUGAGAAGCUUACUAAAAAAAGGAGUAUUUACACGACUUUACUUUUGAAUAUUGUGUGGAUAGUGAGGGGAAGCUAUGUGGGUUAUUUUGGGCAGAUGAAGAAGCAAAACGUAAUUAUUCUGUAUUUGGAGAUGUUGUUGGAUUCAAUGUACUUCAUGAUUUUCGUGCCAUUUUCCGGUAUCGACAAUCACAAAAAAUGUGUCACUUUUGCUGUUGGCUUACUUGCUAGUGAGUCAAUAGAAUCAUAUAAAUGGUUGUUAAUGGCUUUUAAAAGUACUUUUGGACAGGAACCAACAGUGUUGAUGACCGAUCAAUACCCGACUAUCAAGCAAGCGGUUCCAACUGUUUUCUUACCAUCAUGUAGGCAUCGAUUGUGUAUGUGGCACAUAUCACAGAAGUUCACCGAUAAGUUGGGUUCACAUAUGUCGAAGACGGGGUUGUUGAAACGUUUAAACAAUCUGAUAUGGAAUGAACGAAUCAGUGCAAGCGAGUUUGAUAUAGAAUGGCAAUCAAUAAUGGAUGAAUACGAUUUAAAUAAUAACAAUUGGUUUAACAAAAUGUUUGCAAUACGAGAUAAAUGGAUUCCUGCUUAUUUUCAGGAUUGCCACUUAUCAGGGUUAAUGCAAACAACAUCAAGACCGGAAGGUGAGAAUUACUUCUACGAGUUGAUGACAAAUGCAGAUUUGCACUUAAUUGAGUUUGUCAGUCAUUUUGAAACGGCAAUGGAAGCACAACGUUUUGUUCAACGUAAAAACAAUCAUGAAUCGCGUUACACGAAUCCUGAAAUUAUAACUAAAUUGCUGAUUGAAGAGGAGGCAGCUCAAACAUUCACACAAACUGUGUUCUUUGAAGUUCAAACAGAGAUAAUGGCAUCGAUGCUUACAUGGUACUCAAUUAAAGUAGUAGAAUAUGAUGGAAUAACUAAAUUCAGUAUCAAGGAUACCGACAAAGAUGUAAAACAUUUUGGUGAUUUUGAGGUUUCAUUCAUGAAAUCCGAUUGCACUGUUAGUUUCUCGUGUUUAUGA